CGGUCUUGCCACCGUAAAAGGAUCAUCAUUUACAAGAUCGAAAUUCCGGAACCUGAUUUCUGACCGAGCGGCCAAAGCCUGCUGAUAGAACGAACGCCCACCUCUCUAAAGUUACCUUUCUUGUCAACAACCACCUGUUCGAUAGAGCGAGGGAAUCGAGAGUUAGCCGGACCUUCAUGAAAGGGAAAGCAAAGAAGCUCCAGAGUUUUUGAGAGGAAGUAAAAAAAAGUUAACGUUCGCUAAGUUUGUUUUUAAGGUCACGUGUUUUUAAAUGUUGUGUUUGGAAUAGUUUAGGAGUUGAAAGUUUUACGUUUCUUAUUAUAAGUAAUUUGUUCUGAAAACGAUUGUGAUUUGAAAAAAAUUGAUAAACUGUUUUAUGUAAGUUAUGGAGAAAAAACGAGUAAUAAUUCGAAAUAUGCUGAUAAACGCACACAUUUUCAUCAUCACUGUGAAUAUUUUAUGCUCCAAGGCGAUGGAAACAAAAAUUUCUGUGGAUUGUCACAGUGAUCCAGAGCAUAUAGUGGUCAGUGUGCAUACAGAUGUAUUAUUUGAAGGAUUGGUAUAUGUAUCUGAUAGAUACGGUGAUUUCAAUUGUACAGCCUUUGGAACUAGAAAUGACACAACAGUUCUUAAAGUACCAAUGAAAGGCUGCAGCACUCAUGAGAAACAUCCAGGCCUCUUCAUGAGUAAGGUAACUGUACAGCAAAACCCAAUGAUAGUUAGUGCCGGUGAUGGUGAAUAUGAAGUUGGAUGUAAACUGUUCAGCGGUGAUCUUAAAGUUGACACUGACAACAACAUUGAUGUAAGCGGAUCGUACCAGAAGGGUCCUAUGAUGACAUCACCGUCACCCGGCCCUGAAGUUAAACUUCGAAUUUAUGACUUCGAAAAUGAUGUUUUUGUUGAAACUGUUCGAUUAGGCCAAGUCGUUGAAUUGGAAAUAACAAUAAGAGACGGGAGAAAAUAUCAAGGUAGCGUUUCGGAUUGUGAUGCAUACAAUAACAACGGUACCCGAUUUCCCGUUGUAAGGAACUUCUGUCCUGUAGAUGUCUCCAUAUCUGACAAAGUGUACGUAGACGACCAAAGUCGAACAACAGGAGAUUACUACCUCUACAUUCCCUUUCGAGUUUUUCGGUUCUUAGAUGGGUCUAAAGUGUUUUUCAGGUGUAACGUUAUAGUAUGCCAACACGAUUGCCCAUGGGCAGAUUGUGGUGAUUAUCUAGGAAUGUCCUAUGGAAGAAGGAAGAGAUCAGCUCCACCAGAAGAUAGUCAUACUCUGACAGUUACUAAUGAAGUAACGGUUAUGGAUGAAGAUCAUCGUGUGCCGAGAGCAGCUGGACAAGGAAUUGUCGAAGCAGAGUUUCCACCACCCAAAGCAACUCCUCUUCCCAACUCCUCAGCUACUGUAACUUCAGGUAUCACAGGUCUACCAAUUCCUCUUGAGUACCUAAUAGGCGGGGCAGCUUUGGUCAUAUCGCUUUUGGUUUCUGCUUGCGUCAAUGUAUUUCUCCUGCUUUUCAUACGGCGUCGAAUGGACAGAGGAAACGACAGAGAAAGUGUGACCACGGCAUCUGUACACGAUUCUCCUUUUGUGGAUUCCUUUUAUCGAAGCAGUAUGUACGAUCGGUAUAAUCCUAAAUACGAUCGUACGGAUUGGAAAUACGAAUCGAGAGAGAUUCUGUAUCCUCCAAUGCCAAUCCGACACGCCAGAACCAAUCGCAGAUCUCACAGUUUUCGAUACUAAUCAUGGUGAAUAAUUGGGAAAUGUUUUCAUGAACUGAAUAAUAGGGUGCUGCUGUGAUGUAAUUCGAACCAGAAAUGUGUUAUUUAGUUGACUAAAUAGCAUCAAUAGCAUGAAGAAUGAUCCAGUACUGCAGUAACACACUUGGGAGGAAGGUAUAGUGCACACCAUCGUGAUUGAAAAUUGCAUAUCGACCCUUACUUGGAAUUGUCAUCGUACACCGUUAGAGGUGCUUUUCUUUUAUGGACUGACUGCACAGUACUUUCAUUCACGUAAAUUAUCUUAAUUUUAUAAAAAUUUCAUGUUUUUUUAAUAAUUAUCGUCGAAAUCAGAAUUUGAAUUGUCAUUCAAAUUAGCCCAAUUUAGCCAUUUUUCAGUAGCCAGAAAAACCUGCUCAUCAGUAGUUUAUUUACUUGCCGACAAUUUUGUAGAACUCGCAGCCAAUUUUUUCUCCAAAUCAAUGAACUACAAUAAAACAGCUGUUUCUAAUCUAAUUUGAAUUCAAUUUUCUACAAUUUGUUAGGAAACAUAAAAUUAGAUAGUUCAGAUGAAUAAAGAUGCUGGUUCAAAUGCUUGCGAACAGCCUGCUCAUAAUAGGACAGCAUACCUAGCUGUGUACGUGUGAUGAUGGCCAUGCGUUGCUAUGCAAUUCUCAAUCUUUAUGGUGAUUCUCAAUUUUACCUUACCUUUAAGUUUGUAGUCGCUAUUAUCACCCUAUUUAACAUGAUAUUUCUGAGAUUCUUCGCAAGAAACCAGAUAACGGACAGCCUCAAUUAAAACGAAAUUAUUGCCAAAUUUAGUGAGGAUUAUUUUAAAAUUUUAAGAGUUUUAGGUUUAUGAAUUAAAAUUGAAAAAUGUAUAUCGGAGCACUUCCGCAAUGGAAAAUAAAAAGCCACAGUUUCAAUGCUUUAAUUUUGAGAGGCUAAGCCAGAUCUUUAGACUAUGCGUUCCAUCUUGUCGGAAGGAAUGGCAUAGAACGGUUAAAUAUUUUAAAAGUGAAACUUUUCAAAAAAUCGCCAGUUUGGCGAAGUUUUUAGACUUAUAUGACAAUUAAAAUUAAUGAAUAAUUCUUAAUUUUGCACAUUUUUUUAAACUCAAAUAAUGCAGUGUUGUAGUAACGCUUUAAUAUUAAAAAACUAGAUCUCAAAUGAUUUUCACUUUCACAAAACUGUGGUUUUUCGUAACAUUGACGUCUUGCAUCAUUUUCAGUACAUGCAUAGAGAACACUGGCUAGAGAUAGGCUAAAUUUGACCUGAAUAACUCUUGCAAACUCGCUGCAGUUAUAAAAAAAAGCAUAUUAUUCGCAAAAAAAGAAUUAUUUCACGUGAAAAUAGAACUAUCGAAAAACAGCCUUAAAAUGAAAACUUAAAAUUACGAAGGUAUUUUCCAUCACGAGAUCUUUAUUUUUAUAAACUCGCGUCAAAUGAAGCAAAAAAGAGAGAGAGGAAGAGAUUACUGAAUAUUUUUAAAAGAACAAAAACUUAAUAAAAGGCUAUUAAAACAGUUCCCUAUUCGAAUCUCGUCAGCGAACAAAAUUACAAGUAAAGACAGAUACAGAGAAUGAAAGAACAUACAUGCCUUGUUCGGGAUUCGAACUUAAAACCUUUCUGAUGCUUUCUGUCAGCUCACUCCACAUACCGGUCGGCCUAACAAAAAUAUUCACUGAAUGCCUACUUCAUAAAACAUUUUUUUACGCUUUUUGCGCAAAUUUACUCCAAGCAGUAGUGAAAUUGAAGAUACUAUAUGGCUUAAUUUCAAGCAAAAUUAUAGAAUUUCCCAACACUUGAAAGCACCAUAGCAUGAUUAUUCUAGUUUUUUUAUAUAUAUCUAACGCCUGAGUUAUUGUGUACAUCAAAACUAUUUUUAUUCAAAUUUAUUAAACCAAGAAUAAAAUAAUGCAUAAAUUUUCUUAACUCUGGAAAAAUCUUCCGAAAAAGCGUGAAAGUAAGCAACUAUAAUAAAUUACUAACUAUUUAAGCAAUUAAAGCGUGAUUGUUUCAUUACUUUAUUUAUAUCAUGUAUGUAUUUAUUUCAUAAAACCAUUUGUUUUCUUUAUUCAUAUUUUAUUAAACUUUAUUAACUGUGAGGUUCUAUGCGUGAAACAUGACUAUGUGUAUGAUUUAUGUAUGUUCAUUUGUAAAUAAACUAAUUCAUAAAAGUG
Molecule: messenger RNA, 3899 nt
Organism: Parasteatoda tepidariorum (common house spider)
Lineage: Eukaryota; Metazoa; Arthropoda; Arachnida; Araneae; Theridiidae
Source: RefSeq, a predicted model, not a curated record